AUGUCGAAAACAACCCGAAUCAUCCGGAAGUCAAUCUUCGCUUUCCUCCGAGACUACGAAUACUACACAUUUGCCCCAGCUCUCCUCGCCUUUCCCUACGCCUCCGUGUACCUCAUCGCCCAAUCCCUCGUCCCUUCGUCUCGACUUUUCCCACCAAUUCACGACCGAUUAAUCUCUCUCUUUCUCUCGUCCGGUUUCCCUCCUUCUCGACUCUUUUCCAUUCUAACCGUUAAGCUCUCCCAAACACUGCUCAAUUCCCUCCUCGCCUCACCGUUCGCAUUCUCCUUUCUCCUACUUGCGAAAGCCUCUGUGAUUGUAAAAUCACUCGACCGUCGUAAAAAAAACACGGAAUUUACUUUUACCACAUGGAAAGUAAAAUCAAUCUUAUUAUUACGACCCCUUCUCAUCACCCAAAUGUGCUGCUCGUUUGUCGUGCUCUCGGCUAACGCGGCUUGCUUUUUCUUUCUCACCGCAUGCCUUCCUUCUUUGGCGGGGCCCGCCGGGGGUUUAGUAGGUUUAGUAGUCUACUCGAUCGUCGUAGCGAAUUUGUACGUUUUGUGCAAUUUAGCGUUGGUUUUCUCGGGAGUCGAGGGAGAGGGUGGGUUCGUCUCGAUUGCCAAGGCAUGUGUUGCGGUCCGGGGUAGAAUCGGAACCGGGUUAUGGUUGGCUGUGGUUACGAACAUGGCUUUUGCGGCCAUCGAGGCAAUUUUCCAGUAUCGCGUCGUGUGUGCUUAUUACGGUGAGGACUGGGGUCGUAAUUAUUCGGGCUUGCUUGUGAUGGAGGGGAUUUUCGUUUCGUGCUUGUAUUCGGUGUUUGUUGUGCUUGAUACGAUCAUCCAGUGUGAGUUCUUGAGAUGGUGCAAGGAAAGGGAAGAGAUUAUUCAGUAA
Molecule: messenger RNA, 888 nt
Organism: Striga hermonthica
Lineage: Eukaryota; Viridiplantae; Streptophyta; Magnoliopsida; Lamiales; Orobanchaceae
Source: the annotation of a GenBank genome assembly